AUGCCUUCAAAGGUUCCAAGGGCAACGUUGGCUCAAAAGGUGCAAGUUCUUGACUACUACCACCAGUCAGAGAGUCCGCAGUUGAAAACCGUGGAUAGAUUCAAAGAGGAGAUCUCGAUUUCUACAUCCUCGUUGAGCGAGUGGUUGAAAAAUGAACAGGAGUUGCGUCGACGGUUUGCCCAAGCGGACUUUAAAGCCUCAAAGAAUAGUAGAAGAAAGGCAACCUUUAAAUAUGAAAAGAUAAAUAGCGCGAUGGACAAGCUUGUUCAGGAAAAAAUGCUAAAAAAUGAAGCUAUUACUGAACCGAUUCUUCGUAAACAUUGGGCUAUAUAUGCGCAAAAGUACGGAGUCGAUGAUCCUAAACGGUUGCAUAGUUUCAGUCACGGAUGGUUGAGUCAGUUUAAAAAGCGUCAUGGAAUAAAAAAGAAUCGCAUCCAAGGGGAAGAGCAGCAACCACUCAAGGAGUUGUCGCAUGAAAGUCACGACUUUGAAUCGCAUGAGGAACAACCUCUGGUUUUACUGCUGCUGCUGCUGCUGGCUCUGCUGCCGCCGCCGCCGCCGCCGCCGCCGCCGCAACAGCCACAAUCGCCGCAGAACAAGCAGCAAAACACACCGCCCAAAGAGCCCAGUACUUCCAGCAUUACCAUUGUUCCCGCCACUACCAUUGCUACCACGGCGCCCACCACCUCUGUCGCCGCGCCACCGUUUCCAGUUUCUGUGCCCAAGAGCUACUUGGCCGAGGUGGAAGUGGAAAAGUUUAUAUUCGUCACUGCAGAUAAGUUCUUUCUCAAUCACCAAGAAUCAUGGGAGUACCAUCGAGUGAGAGAUGAUGAUGAUAAUAAUGAUGAUAUUAAUGAUGAUGAUGAUGAUGAUGAUGAUGAUGACAAUUUACAUUAG
Molecule: messenger RNA, 897 nt
Organism: Lodderomyces oxycetoniae
Lineage: Eukaryota; Fungi; Ascomycota; Pichiomycetes; Serinales; Debaryomycetaceae
Exons: 2
Coding region: 1-897 (298 amino acids)
Source: RefSeq, a predicted model, not a curated record